Molecule: messenger RNA, 1625 nt
Organism: Triplophysa dalaica
Lineage: Eukaryota; Metazoa; Chordata; Actinopteri; Cypriniformes; Nemacheilidae
Exons: 4
Coding region: 188-922 (244 amino acids)
Source: RefSeq, a predicted model, not a curated record
UUAGACAGUAUGACGAUUGUGUUUGUCAGAGUAAGGUGAGUUGGCCACGAAGUACUGAGAGAGAGUCUCGAAAACAGCCAGCAGACUAUUGCAAGAAAGAAUACAGCAAUACAAUCAUCUUUAAACCUCUGUCCAGUAUGAAAUAUAUACUACAAAGACCGAAUUAACUUUUCAAGUUAACAAGACCAUGACUAUCGGCAAGAGCUCCAAGAAGAACAAGGCCCCUCGUUCUCCUCUCUUUCUGGACAAGGCUAAUGGAUUCUACUGGCGUUUGGAUGAGAUGGAUGGAGAUGAUGUACAGAUCGAGUGGAAUAUCACAGAUGAGCCGAUGCAAAACCUGAGCAGUCCAGACAACAUGACAGUCGCAGGCUGGAUAGAAGAGGAUGACCAUUUGACUGAAUUUAACCAGGGAAUGGUGGAUGACGAUGGAACCACUUUAUUAAAGAGAAAGCCAAGCAGACUGAGUCGCCGCUGGAGCAGGAAAACUUUAACAAAAUUAUCCCCAGGAAAAGAAAGCCAAAACGUAACCACUGAGACUGAUAAUAGAGCGGUGCUGCAGGAAGCUCAAACUAAGGAGGUAACAAACAACGGAGAACCAGAUCUGGUCCACUUCUCUGUAAGGGAGCAAGCAGAUGAUCAGAUUCUGAUUUUGCGAAAGAAGGAACGGGAAAAUGAGCUGGAAAAUGUAAGAAAGGAGAACAAGACUGAAGGCAAGAUAAAUGGAGAGUCAACAGAGAUUGAAAAGAGGAACACUUUUAAGAAUUACCGCAAGGCCGUUGACAGAGCUUUGCGUUGUGGAUGGGAGUCUUUUAUUACCAAUCUUUACAGUGUGACCCUGACACCGAUCUCAUCGACAUCUUCAUCCUCACCACCAGUCAGAUCCAAAAUGGACAGGAAUUGUGUUUUAGCAGAGUUCAGAUAAGAGUAGAUCAGACCUCAUUUUAGUAUGGAUCAGUUUAUGAAAGUUAUUCAUUUAAUUAUUAAUAAACCAAUCAGUUUUAUUUAUUAACGUAAAUGCUCUCCAAUAUUUAAUAUGUCUCUUCUGUUGAGUGGAACUGAUCAGCACCAAACUUUAUUUUACUAAUCAUUAUGUAACUUGUAAAGACAGGUCAACAUUUUAAACUUUUCAUCAGUGUAUAAAUAUGUUAUUGCAGUACUAACUAUUGCAGUAAAGGGCAUGCAGCUGAUCUUUUUUCCCUCAUGGGAAAACAUGAGGCUUAUGCCCCUAAUCAUCCCAUAAUGAGAGAUUGUGAAUGGAUGUGAUCGCUUUUUGAGCUGUGAACAGUAUUGUGGCUUCUGUACUUUGUCCUCGAUCUUGUGUUUUUCCAGAGAUUGUGUUCCAAAGGAUCUAGUUAAAAAACAAUUCUGGGAGCUCAAAAAGCUUUUUGGAAAUGUUAUCAACUGGUAUAACAUCAGUGGCAAUGAAGUAUUUAAACAACUGAGCCAAGAAAUGUAAAGAAUGUAGACCUAUUUUACUUCAGUACUCAGUUUCCUUAGACAUCACAUAAAGUGAAAUUAGAAGAUUGUAGAUGUCAAGGGGUGUUGUUCGUUUUGUAAUGUCUUGUUUUACACAUUUAUCACAACAUCACAAUAUCAAUAAAAAAGAAAAAGAGGGGAAAAACAGA